AGCAGAGAGAGAGAGAGAGAGAGAGAGAGAAAAUAGAGAGAGAGAGAGAGAGAGAGAGAGAGAGGGAGCAAACAUGACAUGAGCAGCGCGCUGAACACAAGAAGCACUGUGUUCACCCUCUCGCAUAUACCUGCACUAAUCGCAGAGCUGGUGUUUUGGAAGUGACGGACAGUGUGUGGAUGAGUGUGUGAGGGCGAGCGAGCAGCCGGUGCGCAAAAAAAAGCGGAUUGUUGGACAGGAGCAGGGCGGUGUGUACACCACUGUGGAUUCAGCUGUGGAAGAAACCGCCUUUCAUCUUGCAGUGAACCGCAGAGAGAAGCGAGACAGACAGAGGGAGCGGGAACGAGGCUCCCCGAGAGACUGACAGGCUGAGGUAGACGGGCCGACCUACAUCCUGCUGUUUGCAUGGAGAACUAGGACACCUCGCCGCCUGCCUAGCUCAGUGUGCUGUUUUUUAUGCUAAACCUUCAAAAACCAACAGCAGAACACCAAGAGGAAAAAAAGACAUUUGCCUCAUCCGAUCAACUUUAAAGGACAUUUGUGCUUUUUCAAGACUGAUCUGAUCCAUUGAGGGUCUAUGAUACUACCAACAACCCUUCAAGUGGAUAAAUGAGCGUUGCUGAGCUCCAGCUGUUCUUUAUCUUUUUGGCUAACUUGGGCACUUGAUUCCCCGUCUGUCAGAACCACACUAAUUCUGCAAUAAACAGACCAAGAACUUUCAAAGGUUGUUUUCAUCACCACCCCUCCUUCCCUUGACCUCUGACCUGGUUCUUCCCCAAUCGCCCAAGAAACAUUUCAAACUGGCUGCCACAAGACAAGAAUGGAAAAUCUGACUUCAGCUCUGAAAACUUUAAACAAAAACUCAGGGAAUAACCUAAACUGCCUUGAGAACUCCUUUGAUGGUUACGAAGAGUCUGCUUCUGUUCAAGGGAGUCCAACUCGACUAGGCCGCCUCAUCAAGCCCAAACCCAAUAUGACUUGCAGACGAAAGCGCGAGUUUAUCUCUGAUGAGAAAAAGGACGCCUCCUAUUGGGAGAAACGCCGCAAAAACAACGAGGCUGCCAAGCGCUCCCGGGAGAAGCGACGUCUCAAUGAUAUGGUUUUGGAGAACCGAGUCAUUGCACUGAAUGAUGAAAAUGUGAGGCUCAAGACAGAGCUGCUCCAGCUGAAGCUGCGUUUUGGCCUUAUAAGCACUGCCUCCUACAUUGAAAAGAGCCAGCAGAUUGGUGGAAACAAUUCGGGAAGUGGAGGCUCCUCCUCUACCCCUUCAAAUCAGUACUACUCCAGUGGUUACUCUAGUGGUUCUCAGGUGAUGAUGAACUCUGAUUCCUCUGAAACAGAGCAGUCGGGACGCAGUGAGGGCCACAGGCAGAUGGUGAAAUACUCGCCACGAGGCUCCCUCUCUGACAUGUCUGACGGCUCCUCUAGGGACAGUCCUGAGCCAAUUCCUUUUGAGAUAAAACAAGAAGGUGACAGGCUAGAGAUGGACAUUGCCAAUGGCACCACCACCCAGAUCAUGUUCAACAUCCACCGUGGUCUGGCCUCUGUGCCCACUCAUCACCAGAUCCAGCAGCAUACUCAGGAGCUGGAGGCUGCAUAUCACAGCCAACAGCAGCAGCAGCAGCACCAACUUCACCAACAACAACCGGCCCAUCAGGAGGCUGUUACGGCCAUCAACACUGUCAGUCAGCCUGCCCCUCAUCCACCUGCUGCCCAGAGGAGCGUCAUUCUUUAUGGCUCCAGCAGCGCCUCCUAUCCUGUGGACACACUGACGAGGCCCAAGGACAUUGAUCUGCAGGCAGCCCAAAGGCAAAGCAGCAGCCAACUGUCCCAGGCCGUUACAGAAAGCUCCACGGAGACACUGGCUGAGGUGACGAAACAGCUGGAGAGGAAGACAUUAGACUCCCCGCCAUAUGAGUUCCCAGACAGCCGUAAUGAGGCUGGAGAGAGACAGGUGUACAGGCUUUGCCAACUUCCCCAGCAACACCUACAACAGGAGCGGCAGCAACUCCAGCAAGAGGGCGAUUCGUCUGCAGAGCUCCUCCACAAACAAGUGGAUGGGGUCAACCACUCCCACCUAUACCACCAUCUCCAGCAGCCACAUCAUGCUUACCUCAGUGCCCAAGACGAGGAGCCACCUGUGCUUACCUAUGAGGGUGGGCCCAGGAGCGAGCCUUGCUACCAAGGCCAGUUAAGCUCCUCUGGCAAGGACACUUCAUCCAGUGACGGUGAUCCCCGCAGCUCUGACAAAGAGGCCUCCACGGAUGACGAUGAGUCCCCCUCCUCAUCUUGCUCAGAUAUGGGCAGCUACCAUAACCAACAUCUUACCGGCGUCCACCAGCCUGCCUCACCUCUGCCCUACUCCCAGCUGUGCCCUCAGGCCCAGGGCCGGGAUCCCCACGGGGAGGUGAAGGGCACAGCAUUGCCUCACAAACUCAGACUCAAACACCGUGCCAUGAGCACCGGGAGCAGCGGCAACUGUUCCGGCCAGGAUUCCCCAACAACCCCUCCCUCCGCAACACCGCCUCCCCUGCCCCAGCACCCCUACCUUUCCCUCAUGCCACAGCAGAACAUUCAGCGAGAGAGCCCUGGCAUAGCCUUUAAACAGGCUGCAUCAGGGGAGGGGGCCAGGAAGGAGAGCGGGAAAAAGGAGACAGGACGACGAAACAAAAGGCGAGAUUAGGUUACAUUCGCUUUUGGAACUUGUCGCAACUUAAAGGAAAGACAUUUCUCCUCUAAGAACUACCCUGCCAUCAUGCCUUUGCCCUAUAAUCAAAUCUCCUUCUUAAGCCCUUGGGACAGAAAGCUGGGCUUUUGUACUCCCCUACCCCUAUAUCACCGGAAAGGCUGGACAUCUUGUAGGGCUGUAUCAUAUUUGUAUAUAUUGUACAGAUUUGUCAUUUCUUACAUCCUUUACAUACUUACAGAAGCACUUUUGUUUAUGUGAUGAGAGGAGGAAUGGAACUGCCUGUUUUUCUACUUUUGUCAUCCAACGUUUUACAGCACAGUGCAUCAGCAUACAUCACCAUUUUGAUCAAGAAUGUAGGAAAAAUGAAAAGUUUUGAGCUUUAUCAGUACUAUAAAUUUGGUACAUAUCUGACUGUAGACAAACAUACAUAUGUAUGGCUAUCUGCCUUAAUUAAAGUCAAAUGCAAACGUACAUUGGGGACAAUCCCUCGACCAAAGAAGCACCAACACUACAAAUAUGAAGUUCCAUACCUCUUCCCAGACCCUACCUCUACCAGCCCAUACUCUCCCCAACCAUCUCCAUUAUUUCACAAAAGAUCGCCAUCACCUUUAUUUUUUAAGCACUUGGUUUGUAUAUUACUGUGAUAUAUGAAUAUAUGUAUCUAUUAUAAAUAUAUAUAUUUUACGAAGAAAUUUGAAUACAAAUCCAACAAAAAUGCGACAAACAUGCAAUGGUAAAAGAGGGUUUUGAAAGUGACCAUCCUAUUAUGAAUCACAAUUAUUGUACAGCCACAUUGUCCUCUGUUGCUACAGGACCCAUUUGAAUUAAAAGCCUCUCUCUUGAUUGUUAAGCUUUAGCAUUAAUCAUUUGUUAAUGCCCUGUUUACACAGAAAUGGCCGUCCGCAUUGGAGCGCCAACAGCACUGAAUGGAGAACACAUUGUUUCCUGAGGCCAGAGCCUCAAUAAAAUGUUUGGAUUUCUUAACCUUUAACCAGCCUUUAAAUAUUCGGUGGAAUUCACCAGCUGCAGGCUUUAAGCCUUUAGUUUAUUUGAGCUUUAUCAACCAUAUCUUGUUGUUGUUACCAUUCACUGGCCCAAUGUAUUUAUUUCCCUGUUCUCCACGUGCCCAUCACUGUAAAAAAAAAAGCCCACAGGAACAUAGACGGAGAAUGUGUACAGACCUAUUUAGAUACAUAUCGCAGCCUUGAGUUUGAACUGUAAUGCAGGCAUGGGAUGCUCGGGGGCAAAUGCAGAAGGUCGCAUUCAUGUAAACACACUACAGUGCACUGAGUUCUGAACAGGUUCCUCUCGUGUAAACCAAAACAGCGUUUAUGUGAAAUGAGGUUUUGUAGUGUGACCAAACAUGGCCCUUGAGAUUUAUAUUAUCGCCCAGGUAAUUGAGUCAUCUCUAAAUAAAAGCAAACAAAAUUCUCUAACCCUCCAAUGGGCAACAGAUGUCAAAUUCCCAAACAACUAUCUGAGGUUAAAUUAAUCAAGACAAUGACCUCCCUUGUUUCCCAUGUGCCUCCAUUUAUAAUUUCAGGGGUUAUUCAUUCCCUUUCUCAUUGUAGUUCUGCUUUUGGGCAGUGAUGAAUUGCCUGCACUGGAUCUUAGUUUAACAAGUCUAUGUACCAUGUUUGGCUUUUUGGUGCUUGUGUAUAAAUGUAAAGCUCCCCCCCACCCCCCACCCCCCAACCCUUGAACAACACUGUAAUGUUUAUUUCAUUGGUUUUAUAUCCUCUUUUUUCAUCAAGGUGUUGUUCUGUUUUGCUCUAUUCUGUGUUUCUCUCUCCUGUUGACUGUGAUGACAUGUAUUUGCCUCAUUCCUCCUCCUCCCGCCUCCCCCCCCUUUUCUCAGUGUGUAUUAAUCAGUAAUGUUUGUGGUUUUUGCUGAUGGUUUUAUGAAAAAGACAAUGGAAAAAAAAAAGAAACAGGCGAAGAUAGCAUGGUGUGUAGAGAUGGGUGGUGGUUGGUCUGGUUGGUCAUUACCAUCGCUUCCUUUUGACAUGAAUAUGUAUGUAAAGACACUAAUGUUCAUUGUGGAAGAUGGGAGCAUUUCAAGAUCGAAAAAUUAAAAAAAAAAAAAGGAUGUUGACCAUA
Messenger RNA from Acanthopagrus latus (yellowfin seabream), 4789 nucleotides. It is a transcript of the gene nfil3-2, whose product is annotated as nuclear factor, interleukin 3 regulated, member 2. Gene Ontology annotation, biological process: circadian rhythm; regulation of DNA-templated transcription. NCBI's taxonomy places the organism in Eukaryota, Metazoa, Chordata, Actinopteri, Spariformes, Sparidae. The record is from RefSeq and is a predicted model, not a curated record. Bases 821 to 2683 code for a protein of 620 amino acids. Gene Ontology annotation, molecular function: DNA binding; DNA-binding transcription factor activity. Gene Ontology annotation, cellular component: nucleus. The transcript has 2 exons.